This is a messenger RNA of Syzygium oleosum, 2779 nucleotides long. Its product is annotated as cysteine-rich receptor-like protein kinase 44. Bases 585 to 2606 code for a protein of 673 amino acids. The record is from RefSeq and is a predicted model, not a curated record. Lineage: Eukaryota; Viridiplantae; Streptophyta; Magnoliopsida; Myrtales; Myrtaceae. The transcript has 8 exons. Gene Ontology annotation, biological process: protein phosphorylation. Gene Ontology annotation, molecular function: ATP binding; protein kinase activity.
CGGCGAAUUUAAAAGGAGCUGCUCGGUUUUCUGGGAGUCAAGUUCGCUGCUGCUAUCGCCUUGACUUCUAUUAGUUCUCAGUAUUCACACCCUGACAGGGACCCCUCGUCGCCUUCAAUGAGAUCGAGACGACAGAAACGACGAAUGAUCUGAGAAGGAAAGAUUUUACGGCGUUUCUUGCUGGUGCUUGAUGAAGACGAUUCAUGAGCUGAUGAUUUUACGGCGUUUCUUGAUGGCGGUCAAAAGUUUCAUAGCCAUCACCCACCAUUUCCACAUUUUAUAACCAUUGUCGAGUCAUUGUCGGGCCUUUGGGUUAGGCAGGGCACGCCACGAAAGUUCGUCCUUCUUCUGGGAAAAAGAAGCCAAUUGGAUCGUCUCUGUUGAAUACGAAACGUGGAAAUAAUUCGUCUUUGCUAACCCCGCCAUUAGGAAGAGCAGCUGCAAAACUUCGGCUCUUGAUCAAUUUCUUUACCUCGCCCUCCAGAAGUUGCUUAUAAUCUUACUCCUCUCGAGUGGAAAGAAAGUCCGUGGCCAUCUUUGAAUUACUCUUAUUGUACUAGAGUUCUUUACAAGUUCAAGAAAAGAUGAUUAUCGAUGCACCGAGAAACGUUUCCUUCGCUUUCUGGAUUUCAUGCCUGAUCCUCUUCAUCCCAGGCACUCCUGUCAGUGCACAGACAUAUCUUCAAGAGAGGUGCGCAGAUAAGGGCAACUACGCUGCUUAUAGCAAGUUUCAGGACAACCUCGACCGCCUCCUCUCCGGGGGGCUUGACAACAAAGGACCCAUUUACGGUUUCUACAACACGACGGAAGGUGAAGAUCCAGACAAAGUUUAUGGUCUCUUCCUCUGCAGAGAGGAUGUUCCUGCCAAUCUCUGUCAUUCUUGCAUCGGUACAGCAACCAGCACCAUCAUAGAAAGAUGUCCAGGACAGAAAGAGGCGAUCAUAUGGUAUGAUGAGUGUCUCGUGCGCUACUCUUACAGGUCGUUCUUCUCUAUCAUGGAGAUAGAGCCGGUUAUUUUCAUUGUCAACCCUGCGGAUGUUUCAGCUACCUUCAAUAAUGAGGACUUUGAUGCGGAAGUGACGGACUUGGCGAGGAAUGUGACGGACUUGGCGAUCUCCUCAGAAAGCUUAUACGCGACCAUAAACGUUAAUGUCUCAAGUUCAGUGACCCUGCAUCAGCUUGCACAGUGUACCCCCGACAUAUCAAAGUCAGCUUGUAGGAGUUGCUUGCUUUCUGCUAUCAAACAGUUUCCUACCGUUCUUAAUUAUAAAAGGGGAGGUGCGAGAAUUUUUCAGCCAAGUUGUAAUAUGCGGUACGAACUGUAUCGUUUUUCUGGGGAACCUUUAACUAACAAAACCAGCACUGAGUUUGGCACUAAAGGGGUCAAACGAGCUCCAUGGAUUGCAAUUGUUAUCUCAGUAAUUGGAUCGUGUUUACUAAUAAGUAUCGUGGGUUUGUGCAUUUUUUUGAAGAAGAGAAAGAGAUUGAAGAAAGAGAAGAAAAACAGCCAAGAGGUUCAGUUACUUCAUCUGAGACAAGAGAUUGGAGAAGAAUUUUCAAAGGAAAACUCUCAAGGAGGAAAGCCGGUGGCUUCUCAAGAACUAUCUUUGAUACGAUUAGACAUCAUACGGGCAGCCACAGGAAACUUCUCUAAUGAAUGUAAACUUGGGGAAGGCGGGUUUGGCCCAGUGUACAAGGGCACAUUGGCAGAUGGAAAAGAAAUUGCAGUUAAGAGGCUUUCAAGAACCUCAGGCCAAGGACUUAUCGAGUUGAAGAAUGAAGUCAUCUUGAUUGCCAAACUACAACAUAGGAACCUCGUCCGAUUAUUGGGAUGCUGCUUGGAAGAACAAGAAAAACUCUUGAUAUAUGAAUACAUGCCCAACAAAAGCCUGGAUGUCUUCCUUUUUGAUUCAAAUAAGGGGCAAUCUCUAGAUUGGAAGAUGCGCGUGAACAUCGCCUGUGGAAUAGCUCGAGGACUUCUAUAUUUGCAUGAGGAUUCUCGCCUGAGAAUUAUCCACAGGGAUCUAAAAGCUAGCAAUAUUUUGCUAGAUGGAGAGAUGAAUCCAAAGAUAUCGGAUUUCGGAAUGGCAAGGAUCUUCGGUGUAAAUCAAGACAAGGCCAACACAAACAGAGUUGUUGGAACCUAUGGAUACAUGGCACCGGAGUAUGCAAUGGUAGGACUCUUUUCUGUAAAAUCAGAUGUCUUCAGUUUUGGAGUUCUCUUGCUAGAGAUAAUAAGCGGGCAAAAGAACAACGGUUUUCAUCUUCAAGAGCAUUGUGAAAGCCUUCUCACUUUUGCAUGGAAGUUGUGGUCCGAAGGUCGAGGGUUGGAACUUAUUGAUCCGUUAAUCAAAGAGUCAUGUGAUGAAGUUGAAGUGCUAAAAUGCAUACACAUCGGUCUAUUAUGCGUUCAAGAAGACCCGGCAGAUCGACCGGCUAUGUCACUCAUGGUUCAUAUUCUAGGAGGCGAUACUAUCACACUCAACCCACCAUCGCAGCCUGCAUUCUCAGUUGGGAGAGAUGCGAAAAAACUUUAUUGUAUCAAUCCCAGUCAAGAAGUCUUCACUAUUAAUGGUGUAAGCGUUUCGGAUGUUUCGCCUAGGUGACCAAGUAUCAUCAACUCGCCUUCAAUUGAUUUCUCUUUUAUAUAAUGGAAAUGCGGCUCGAGAUAGUUAUGAUAUUUCUUUAUUCUCCAUAUCUUUUUAGGACUGGGCAUAUAUCUUCCUUGUUGUACAUAUUAUUAAUUAAUUGUAAUAUAUUUAUGUCAUGUUACCUUGUA